UCACCAAAGAGAUCUGGUCCUCCCUCGGAAGAAAACUGAACAUGCAAUCCUUCAAAGAGACCUUCCUUUGUUGAUAUUUCAUCUGAAGAUCUCUUGUCAGAAAGGAGACAUGUAGAGAGAGAAACUCGAGAAAAAGCAUGAAUAGAAAUUUGAAGGUCGUUGCUGUUGUUGUGCUUUAAGACUAAGGGAUGGGCGAAGUCAUUCUUGGCAUGCCAGGACCAUGGGCUGAUGAUAAGUGUGAAGCAUCUGAUCACUAUACCACAAAAAUCGGCGGGCUUCCCGACUGGCCCUUUCCAAAUACUUCCUCAAGAUCUGAUAUGCUUUUGUGCAGUGAAUGUGGAAACAAUCUGAGUCUUGUUGCACAGGUUUAUGCUCCAGUUUCGAGUAAUUCUUUGAAGAUUGAAGAGCGUGUAAUCUUUGUUUUCGGUUGUGUAAUGCCAAAAUGUGGGAGCUCUCCCGUAAGCUGGCGAGUUCUUCGAGUUCAGAAAUCUAUUGAAAAGUCAAAUAUAACCUGUCAUGAAGUUGUUCCUCAGACUACCUCUCCCCUUUCCAUUUCAACCGCUGAUUGGCGGGAGGAUAUGUGGCCAUUUGACUCUAAAGAAGACGAUGAUGGGGACAAAGAUUGCAUAGAUUUAGAGGAGUUGGGUAGAGCACUUUCGGAAGCUGCAACCUUGGCUUCUCACCCCAAGAAACAAAAUAAAGAUUCCCAUUCCAAGGCUAUUUUGGAGCCGUCACCUGUAAGCAAAACAGCAAGAGUAGUUGAUGAUAAAACACCAGUCUUGCCUUGCUUCUACGUAUAUUCGCAGGAGGAGACAUUCUCAAAGGACGUCGCAUCUAUUUCUUCAAGUUACACCUCACUCUCCAUAAGUGAAAACCAAAGAGAUCUUGAUGAUCAGACACAAGACGAAAUGUGGGAAGAAGAGGCGUAUGAAUAUGACAGAGCUUUGAAUGCUGACAGGACUUACCUCAAGUUCAAGAAACAAAUGGAUGCAUAUCCAGAUCAAUGUUUCAGAUACUCGUAUGGGGGAAAGCCACUGCUGGCUACUGGACGGGCAGUGGAUCCUGGGAUGUGCAGGCUCUGUGGUGGAUCAAGGCAUUAUGAAAUGCAGCUUAUGCCCGCAUUAUUGUACUUUCUACAAGGAGAAGCUCUUGAUUGUCAAGAAUAUUCUCUGGAGAACUGGAACUGGAUGACAGUAAUCGUGUAUACUUGUUCUGUGAACUGCUCCCUCUCCGAUAAGCAAAACACUGCCGCUGGGGACUGGAUUGUGGCAGAGGAGGUUGUUAUAGUGCAGUAUGAGUAAUAUGGCAAACUUCUGCGGAAUUAAACCGUAUGAGUAACAAUUUUGUGAUAUUUUACUGUUUGUUAACGGCAUUAUGUGAAGUUAGGGUGGUUGGCAUUUGUGCUGUUGAUGUAGUGGUUUAUUUUAGCUAGAGAUAUCAAACGAUCAUAAUGUAUUAGCGAUAGAGUUUUCUUCUCGUGACAAUUGACAGGCCUCGUUUUUAUUUUGGAUUAUGGAGUGAAUUAUGGGGACUAAUAAAUCUGGCUUCUCUGCAGUUGAUGUUGGACUGCAGAGAGCUUUUUGUGUGAUCA
Rhododendron vialii is the source of this 1591-nucleotide messenger RNA. RefSeq lists its product as uncharacterized. Gene Ontology annotation, cellular component: cytoplasm. The transcript is spliced from 8 exons. The record is from RefSeq and is a predicted model, not a curated record. Bases 189 to 1301 code for a protein of 370 amino acids. NCBI's taxonomy places the organism in Eukaryota, Viridiplantae, Streptophyta, Magnoliopsida, Ericales, Ericaceae.